AUGUCAAGCGAUAGUGAUAGUGAUUCUCAAGCAAAGCCUUCUCCACUUGCCAAAAAAGAGAACUUACUGGUUUAUGUACCGGAUCUCCCAAUAGAUUAUCCUGGUGAUGACCUGCAGGCCAAAGUUCAUAGCACUAUCGAGAACAUUGGACGGAUGAAACUAAAGAAUGUAAAAUGCUAUUUGAACCUUGGCGUUGCAGUAGUUACACUGAAUAACAAAGAAGAUCAAGGAUAUCUCCUAUCCAAUGGUCAAUCUAUGAUGUUCGACCGAGAACUUAAUAUAACUAUUUCAUUUGUUGAUACAUUAGAUUUGGACACUUACAUCGUUGUCGAUCAAACUAUAUCGAAGAUCCCUUCUCAAAAUGAUAUAUCUCGUCGGUAUAUGCAAUUAUACAAAACACCAGAGGCAUAUCCGUGUGAACCGAUAUCUACUCAAUUUCCGAAUAUUUUUCGUAUGCGCUUAAGCAAUCUAGAUGAGCUUGUAGCUGCAGCUGACGCGCCAGAUUUCAGAAUAGGGAAGAAUCAUCGUGCCCAAGUGUAUCCACGUGCUGAUUGUAGUUUUUUCGAAGAUUUACCUUCGAAUAGUAGUACUGAUAAAAUUGCUGAUGCUGUUGCAAUACAAAUUGGUGAAACAAAACUUCCCUCGACUUCCUUUUACAUACAGUAUGAUAAAGAAACAAGCAAUGCAGUUGUUAUAGCAACAAAAGCAUCAAGAAAAUGGAGAAGUCAAGGCUUUAUCGUCGUCGAUGGACGAAAUCUCUCGAAAAAAGCCAAACUAGCUUACCGAGUUAUUGUCUCCCCCGUGCCUGAUGGCUUUGAUGUCCAUCGUAUUCUGCAAAAUUCACUCUUUGCAGAUCAAGUGCAUAAUCAUUCUCUUGUCGAUAAUCAUCUUAUCAUCGAACUCAACGAUGUGAACGCUUACAAUCGUUGUAUAGAAAUCGGUGCAGUACGGAUGGAUAAGGAUAUCAUGAUGAUUAAACCGCAUAGAGUUGAUAGUAAUCCAAGUCAAUGCGAGAUUACUGCAGAAAAUUGGUAUGAAACAGCGAUGUUAGAUGCUGAACCUGAUAUCACAACCAUUAUGAAUAAUCUUCAACAUCCGAUUCUUCAUUAUAAAUGGAAUGCUCAAAAUUGGAUCGAACAGUUUAACAAAGCUGAAGAGAAAAGAAGUAAACAAUCGAAAUAUGAUCGGGUUUUACAUUUAUUACGUGUAACCGUUAUGCUCAACACCAUUGCGAUUCUUCGAAAGCAGAAGUAUGUUGUCGACGGUCGAGAAGUAACACUCAAUUUACAACGUUUGAAAACAAUUGGAUAUGAUCAUCGUUCGAAAUUACUCGAUGGAAAAACGAUAAUGCAGACAGAAUUGAAGGUUCCAUAUGAAUCAACAACAGUUCAUGUUGUUAUGGAGGAUUGUCUCAUAGUUUACGAGAAAUUAGCCUCACAAGGACAUAAACCAUUGUUAUUGAACAUGGCGAAUGCAACUAGUCCCGGCGGUGGUUAUCGGAAAGGUGAUGGGGCUCAAGAAGAAAAUCUGUUUCGUCGAUCGGAUUAUUAUCAAAGUUUGGACUUCGAAAUCGCCAAUAAAGAUCGAUCAGAACCACUUUAUUGUAACGAAAAAGGCGGUUUCAAAAAGCCGACCGGCUAUCGCGGCUUCUAUCCUAUGGAGCUGUUUGGUGCCAUUUAUACAUCUGGCAUAACUGUCUUUCGACAGAGAGAAAAGGAAGAAGGCUACGCAUACAUGGCUAAACCUCUUACAAACGUUUGUUCUGUAGCUAUGGCAGCUUUUCGAGACCCCACACUGAAUAAAAACAACAUGCUAGAAAGCAAAUUCGCCGUCAAUACGCAUAAAAAGAUCGAAAGUAUUUUCGCCAUCGGUUAUCAACAUGGACAUGAUUGUUUAGUUUUGUCCGCUUUCGGUUGUGGCGCGUUUAAGAAUCCACCUGAACAUAUUGCUUUACUCUUCAAAUCUGUCAUAACUCAAUACGCUGGUUAUUUCCAUACAAUUUACUUUGCUAUUAUCGAUGAUCACAAUGCUAAGAAUAAAAUCAAUCCGGAUGGAAAUUUUGCGCCAUUCCACAAGUGUUUAGAUAAUCAAGUUUUCCGUCCAGCAGCAAUACUGCGUGUCAAUGGAGUUUCCGGACCGUAUCGCAUUCUCAAUAAAUCGUCCGAUGGACAAUUAACACUUAGCGAUGUACGUAUUUUACACAAAACGCCGUGCCAUCAUGGAUCGAGAUGUCGUGAUCUAAGAAACACUCAGCAUUGUAAUGAAUACUCACAUCCACCUAUAUGUUCUCAUCAGAGCAUUGAGUCACCAUGUCAACAAAUGGACGAUGAAGUACAUCGAUUUACAUUUGAACAUAACAGCAAAUGUAAAUUUGGUGGCGAAUGUAAAGAUACUGAUCCGAAACACUUCAGCGAAUAUGAUCAUCCAGAUUUCUGUAAAGACGGUAACCAUUGUGUCCGUAUGAACAAAGAGCAUCUAUUUUCUUAUCGUCAUUUGCCGAUCUGCCGUAAUGGAAUGAAAUGCGUGGAGUAUUUAAAAAGAAAUGCAGAUCAUUGUACUAAGUACCGUCAUUGUAGAACGAUCUGCCCUCACGAUAAUUGCUGUGUACAAUUUCAUGAUAAAGAUCAUACCGAUAAUACAAUUCAUUCGUUUCGACCUCCUUGUCCAUUUACACCAUACAGUUGUCAAAAGUAUAUUAAAUAUAUAAUGCGCAAGGAAGGAGAAAAACUGCCGCAAGAUGUCGAAAACCAUUGUCUUACUUCCUCGCAUUUAUGUGCGUUCGGUCGACUAUGUAAGAAAAAGGACGACACACAUUUCCUAACAUCGAUUCAUAUUGCUCGUCAGCUUUGUCCCGAUGCAGAUGCAUGCCAAAGAAUUACUGAUGAACAACAUUUGGAGUCAUAUUCUCAUCCACACAUGCGAGAUUUUCGUCUGUUUUGUAAAUUUCCAGGUUUCAAGUGCCGCAAUCGGUUUGAAAUUGAACAUCUACGAAAAUUUCGACAUGGCGAUAAUCACAAUCAUUUAACCGUUGCACCAUCAAGUAAUUUGAAUUCUUCGAUUAAUUUCACCCUCAACCAAGGAGAUAUCAUUCGAAAACUGAAUUCAUACAUGGAUGCAUCAGGAUGGAAAAAAGCGCCCAUUUCUCGAGAAGUACGCAAUUGGAUACAAGCAUUACAACCUACACACCGUUGUAGCCCACUUAUUUUCGAGUCGAUUCUUGUGCUUGGCCAUGUUAUGAGUCGUCGGUACAUGGAGCUGCUAAAAAAGCCCAAAAAUGUCGCCAAAGCUGUACUACAACAUGGUCGUAUACGUCGGAUUUUUCUCGAACAUAGCAAUCCGGAAGUAAAACAGAAUGUGUAUGAAUUCAUUAAGCUUAUAGUUGUAGCAGAAUUCGCCAAAACAGGAGCCGAUGAAGUACCUCCGUUGGACGCAGAUCACGAUGUUCAUGUUCACAAUAUUGAAAGAAAAUUGAAGCCGCCACUUGAUGAUACGAGUAUUAAGGUUAUACACGAACGGGCUGUUGAAAUAGCGCAAGCAUCAAUUAAAUUAACUUCGAAACCAAUGGGCAUCGGAUACGAAGUUGAUACGAAACUCGGAACAGAUCAGCAUGUUUUUAGUAUAUUGGGGCCGCACCAAGGUUGUUAUUACGGUGAUAUCGUUAUUACAUUCAAACAAGAGAUCAUGUUACAUCCAGAUGCGAAUUUUUCCAUUCAUGCUGGAACAGGUUUCCAUAGUGGCAAAGCUUAUUUACAUCGUCCGUGGUGGAAAGAUCCGAAUGACGAAAAUCAACGUAUCAACUGUUUUCAUAGUGCUAAAUUACAUUGCUCUGUUCCACGCUAUGAAUCCGCAGCUGCCAUUGAACUCAUUGCUGUCAGUAGUAAAUCCCAGAAAUCAAUGGAUACCAGCCUUGACACGAUCAUCAAACAAUGGACAGCUGUUGACUCACAUUUCGUUUUCGAAGGACAUCUACCUCAAUUGAUCCCUUUAGAUUACAUUGAUAAUGUUUAUAUCCCAAAAAAUUUGUUUGAAGAAUUAAGUCCUCAAGCUCAACAUUCUGCUCGAGCAGUGUUUAAAGAAUCGUUGAUUUUAACUGACCAUAAAAUUGACCUUAAAUUGAUUCAACCAGGUAAGCUUGUUCCAUUAGAUCCGACUCGUGAGCCUUAUCUGGAAUUUAUACUUGAACAAAACAUUGAGAAAAUCAAACAACGAAUGGCAGCACCGCAAAUUUCUCGUGGGAUCAUCAUAACUGUUCCCGGAACGAGAUUUGACGAGCAGAUCGUCAUGCCAAUCACCGUAUCUCAAUCAUACCGAUUAUACUGUCUCGAUAACUCUCAAGCACCCAAUCAUCCAGAAUACACUUACGUGUAUUGGCAAGUCAUGAAUGGUGACAUGAUGUUAACAGUAUCCAAUAGAAUUAUCCAAUCGACUGACAAAGAUCAAAGUAAACUACGAUGUCUUAUUUGUUACGUUGCUGAAAAACCAUCCCAAGCAACAGAAGACUAUCAUGAAACUUACUCGUAUUUGAACGAUGGUGAUCCUGCGCAACAUUAUAAUAAUAUAUACAAGGCUCAGUUCAAAGCGAGAUCAAAUGUCUUCUAUCGUGGGUGCAAUACCGAUGAUUAUGUGACUUGUUGCUUAAAAAUUACUCAUCAAACAAAUGAAGCCACAUUGUCACAUGCUGGUCCAAACGGUAUUUACAAUUCUGAAAAACUCCAUUACCAAUUCGAUAAAUCAACAUUGGACUUAUCCAUAUUAGAUUACAUUCAUGUUAGUGCGGGCUCUCAAGAUGUUGCCAUACGUAAUUUAAUCAUUCGUCACGAACAACUGUCUGAACUGCAUCCAACAUCCGAUAAAGAUUUUACAAUCGAUACUUCUGGCCUAUUGAACCAACGACGUGCAUCCUUUGAUUAUGCAGCGAAUGUUGGCUAUUCCGGUAGUGUGCAAAAGAAAAGACCAGAGGAAUCUAGACCGAACAAGGUUUCAUCGCACGCACUUAUCCCUAUACAACAACCAAAAGUAGAGCCAACAAGUAUCUUUCAACGCAUUAAAACCGUACUAUGUUGUUCGUCAACAAAUAUUAUUCUGCCACAACCAAAUCCACCACUUCCAGCAAGAAGAACGGUUCCAUCCUCGACAGCUUCUUCAAAACUACCGCCUUGUCGUGAUUCGAUUUAUUGUUUACUGUUGGAAAACAAAGAUCAUACUGCUAAAUAUUCUCAUCGAUGCCGUUUCAAUGAAUUAUGUCGAAAUAAGGAUAAAGAACCUCAUCUCGUCCAUGAACCACACCGAGUACCGCAAUGUUCAGAUGAUCAAAACUGUUCUAAUCGAACGAAUCCUUUGCAUCGUGCUCAAUUUCGACACACAGGUUUACCCGAUUUUCUUAUACCAUGCCGUAAUCAAGAAAGCUGUUAUGGAAAAACUGCCGAGCAUCUCAUAAAAUACUUCCAUGGCGAAGCAAUUCCUCCAUUCCAAAAACACGAAGUAGCAGCAGUACGUCAUUUAAUUCCAUGCAGAUAUGGAGACAAAUGUCGAUCAGUAAAAGAUCCUCAGCACACAGCUAAAUAUUCGCAUCCAACGUGA
This is a messenger RNA of Adineta ricciae, 5580 nucleotides long. NCBI's taxonomy places the organism in Eukaryota, Metazoa, Rotifera, Eurotatoria, Adinetida, Adinetidae. The record is from the annotation of a GenBank genome assembly.